AUGCCCACUAUCUUCAACCCACGCGCGGUUGCAGUGAUCAACCAAGCGAUGAGUUGUUAUCCGCCCAAGAUCCAUCUGGGGCGAGCCACCUCCUACUUGAAGCCGCUCUCCAUCGAGAGGUGUGUGAACCGAACUGGCUACAAAGACUUCGUUGGCGUAUUCUAUCCGCACGUUUGGCGGAGAAGCAGCAGACAGCGGCGCACACGGCUGAAGAAGUGCCAACAUUUGGGACGCUUCAUCACAGCCCUGAACUGCAUCGGCUACGAUGUGGAGGUCUCCUUGGCACUCAUGCGUUCGGGCCAGUGGAAGACCAACUACCCUGGAUUCAUUGAGAUGAUGGGCGGACCUCUUCGUAGCUGGGUGUCCAGCUGGCCCAACAAUUCUCUGGUCGUCGUGACCAGUGGGUCUGGGAGACUCUUCCAUGAUGCGCUGCAGAGCCCACGCACCCGGACAGCGACCCUCGUGACUUACGCUGGAUCAUCUGAUUGGUUGGCGUCCAACUAUGCGAUACUCAGCUACAUGGACUGGAACGACCGCGUGUGCGACCGGAUGCACAUGAAUUGCUGCAUUCCUCAAGCAACCAAGGCCUUUGACUUCACUUCAGGUGCCGGCUAUCCGAAGGAGAGUAUUGCCCUCGGACACAAGUGUCUUGCUAAGCAAACGCGGGAGCAGGGAAUUCAUGAGUAUAGCAGUCGCGUGGAGGUCAGCAGGUAUUACUACUACCCCGACACUUGGAAGAAUGAUGUCACGAUGCAGUAUCCCAGCGCGUACGAUGCCAAGAAGCACUGGCGUGGCCCACAUGGCCGGACGCUGCUGGCUUCUUUCGUGGGCUCGCCUACACACUGCUCAAGGCGGGAUCUCAUGGAUUAUUGGAAGGACAAGGAUCACACCGGGCUCAAGGUGAUACCGACGGUUUACGAGAGGGGAGCAUACUCGGCUAUCCUCCAGAGAAGCCGCUAUUGCUUGGUGCUGGACGGCCACUAUCCGUGGACGAUCCGAUUCCUUGAUGUUCUUCAGCAUGGAUGCGUCCCGGUGGUGGUGUCACUCUCUUGGCACCCUCCGCUGCGCCGACUGCUGGACUGGAACAGUGCCAUUGAAGGUCGCGGGUUUCCCACGGUCCUGGUGCAUCCGCGUUUGAUACGCUCACUGGAUGUGAUUCUGGCCAGAAUCAACGAGGGUACCUGGCUGAAGAUGCAGGCGCCUCCGGCCGUGCCUGCAGUUGCCGAGAGCACCAAUAGCGAGAAGGCUGCAUCAGCUCCAGCACCGCCCAGGCUGCCAGAGUCUGGAGGCGGCAGCUCAGGAUCUACUUCAAAGCCUUCACAGGAGGAGUCAACAGAGCCAGCAGUGAUUGCAAUGCUGGAGAAUCCUGCAGAAGAUGCAUUGCCGCGCGCUGCGGUAGUGGACAUCUUCGCGCAACAUGACCUCAAGGUGGUGUGGGCUAACGAGGACCACGCCUGGCAUGACUGCGAAAAUGCCUCGGUGCUUGUUACGGUGAAGAGGCGGGUGGAUGCCUCCAUGCUGGCAACGCUGCCGAAGCUGCGGCUUGUGGCAGUUGCUUUUACAGGCUACGACCAUGUGGACCUCGAGGCCUGCCGGCAGCGUGGCGUCAACGUGGCCAACGUACCUGGCUACUCGACGGAUGGAGCUGCCGAGCUGUGCUUCGGACUGAUCUUCUCCUUGUUGCGCCACAUCCCCAUGGCCCACCAGCAUGUGCGCUCCGGGAAGUGGUCCUGGCCCCCAGGGAAUGAGUUGUGCGGCCGACGCUUGGGGAUUGUGGGCACCGGCGCGAUGGGACUGCGAGUGGCUGAGAUUGGCAAGGCCUUCCGCGUCUCCAACGUCAUUGGCUAUGACCCAGUCAAAAACGACAGGUUCUCUGCCAUAGGCGGCGAAUACGUACAGUCCUUGGCAACGAUCUUCCUACAUUCUGAUAUCAUCGUCAUUGCUUGUGCGCUGACUGCGGCUUCCAAGGGUAUGGUGAAUCGCAGGAUGUUGAAGCUGCUUCGCCCAGACUCCAUCCUCAUUAACUGUGCGAGAGGCGCCAUCAUUGACCAGAAAGCCUUGACAGAGAUGCUGCAGGAGGGCCGUUUCCGGGCUGGGCUGGACGUCUACGAGGGCCAUGAGGGCGAGGAGCUGCCUUCGAACCAUCCUCUGCGGUCUGCCUUGUGGGACGUGCUGCGGCGCUGCGGCGAAGCGCACGAAAACCAAUCAGCUCAGGAGGCGUUUCCCUUUGCAGCUUACCCCGUGUACUUCGGUGAAGAUUUCCUGGGCGCCGCGGUCUUCACCUUGGCAGCCGCAUCCCUGCAGGGGAGGAGCCUCCUCGAGCGCGAGGCGAAGAAGGGCAGUGGUGAGCUUUGGGAUCAUCAAGGGAUUUGCAUGGGCCUUGCUGCCCAAAAUUUGGACGAGGCAGCCCAGCGACGACUGCAGCAGACAGUCCUCGAGCGGACGCUGAGGCGGUUGGACCAGACCGGGGAGGAAAUGGCUGCCAAGGCGCCGUCCCAAAGCAACAAAAAGCAGCGUGAUUGUAGCUUCCGGGGAUGUCCAGUUGGGUUCACCCAUGUGCAGAUCCUGUGGAUUCCAUUCACCAACUCAAUUUUCAAGACGAAGCUCUGCCGCAAGGCCUCUUCAGACCUCCUGCGGAAGGGGCUGCUUACGACUCCAAAGGACUGGCCUGGCUUCCAGGGUUCUCUGAGCGUGGGCCGUAUCAUCAACAGUUCUUCCCUGCCUUGA
Messenger RNA from Symbiodinium pilosum, 2727 nucleotides. NCBI's taxonomy places the organism in Eukaryota, Dinophyceae, Suessiales, Symbiodiniaceae. The record is from the annotation of a GenBank genome assembly.